Messenger RNA from Eurytemora carolleeae, 1669 nucleotides. RefSeq lists its product as uncharacterized. Lineage: Eukaryota; Metazoa; Arthropoda; Copepoda; Calanoida; Temoridae. The transcript has 4 exons. The record is from RefSeq and is a predicted model, not a curated record. Bases 157 to 939 code for a protein of 260 amino acids.
AUAUGUUAUUUUAGGCCCCUGGUUAGUGUCGACCCCGGCCACCAGGGGGUUACAAAUCCUUGUACGUGUCUGGUCGGGUCAGCUGAUUGCGCGGGGGGAGUUUCUCUGCCUCUACUCCCGGCCUGUGGCAGGUAGUUUAGCUCUACCUGAAGUAAUAUGCUGCCUAAACCAAAACAGAUAACUCUGAAAGGCCGAGGUUUUGCUGCAGGGGAGAUGUUUUCCUUGCCGAUCCUGAAGUCCAUCACCACCGGCGGCCCAGGACCGGGGUCCGCCAAUGUUCUUAAUUCCAUGGGUUGGAAUGGAAAGAUUGUAGGCUCUGUAGUCCUCUGGCUAUCAAAUGACAACACUUCCGUUUUUAGAGGUCAAUUCUCCCUACUUGGCGAAUUCCUCCCUGAACCUCUGAUUAUUCCUGCCAAAAAACUCUGGCCAAACGUCAGUGAUACCAUAUCCUUAUCAAUUAACCUGUCUUCUCCGGACCUGUUCUUAUACCCGGACUCCCUGACCUCGGAGUAUGUCGACGAAUCCGAUAUCAACCACCUUUUCUUCCGGAACAACAUAGCCUCCAACUCAGCCCUCACAGAUGAAGAGCUGAUUACUGCUGAGGUGAAUGAGAUCUCAAGCUCCGAUACAGAGCAUAGUCCUGUAGUUCAACCUAAACCUGGAGCUAGAAAAUCGAUUAGUAGAGAACUAGCCAACCUUGCCAUAAAUAGUCCUGCCGCAAAUAUUAGAUCUAAGAAACGAGAGUCUAGUGGACGACCGGUCUUGAAACCUAGUCGACGUAAACGAUCUAUUGAAGGGUUGGGACAGGAUGAUUCUGAUAUGGAGAAUAUCUCCGACAAUAUGGUUCCUGCCGCUAAACUAGCAGGGGUGGAGAAAAAGUGUCAAGAUCUAACCAAUAAAUUAAAGGCCAUGGAGCAGAAGGUGAGUCCAACAGACUGAUCACCUCACCCAAGAGGUGCGUGCUCUCCGGUCCAAUCUGGAAAAGGGAGUAAAGUCUAAGAAUCCUGAAACUCCGCGGAUUCUCCGAAACCGGAACGGGAACACGGAAACCCCGGUUAGUGGAACCAAGAGAAAGAGAUGAGAGACAGAGAACAAGGUUCCCAUGAAGCGGGAAAGAACUGUCACCUGGGCAGGGCGAACCAAACUCCAGCCGAAGGAUGUGGGUAAAUCUGUAUUGAAACCCGCACAGAAAUAAAUAACAGGAAUCGAAACCACUCUGCUAUCAAAAUUAAGCCGAGCAAAGAUUGGAUUAAGACGGAAAUGAUGAUCCGAGUGCCUUGUGGCGCCUGAAAUUAUAAUUGUACUUAUAUUUUUAUACCUCACUAGCGGCUAUAUCGUGACCUAAGAAGUAUUUUAGAGAAAAUUUAAAACUUUUUGUUGAAUUUGAAUUGUUUAAAAUAAUGCUUAAAUUGAAGCAGAUGUAAACAAUCAUAAAGUACACUACACACACACUAGUACGUUCUGUAAAUACAUACUCUGAAAUCUGUAUAUAAAUUAAAUAAAUGCAUCCUACAUUGUAAAUUUGAAGUAGUAAUUAUGAACUAAACAUUUAAACUCGUGUAUUUGUGAUUUCGAUUUUUUAUCAAACAAUUUACAAACAGAUCGUAAAAAGAGUACUUUAUUUUUCGACCAUUUUCAUUUUAUUACAUUUUGUGUUGUGUCAUGUUCA